This is a messenger RNA of Hyaloscypha bicolor E, 3498 nucleotides long. RefSeq names its product putative zinc metalloprotease. Gene Ontology annotation, biological process: proteolysis. The coding region runs from base 191 to 3268 and encodes 1025 amino acids. The record is from RefSeq and is a predicted model, not a curated record. Gene Ontology annotation, molecular function: metalloexopeptidase activity. The transcript has a single exon. NCBI's taxonomy places the organism in Eukaryota, Fungi, Ascomycota, Leotiomycetes, Helotiales, Hyaloscyphaceae.
ACGAAGCACCAGAGCUCCAUCACAAGCUUCACAUUGCAGAUCUCAGCUUCAUACGCCGUACCAGGCCUCCACAGGAACGCGGCACAGCUCCCCCUCCUCUCCAUGGCACCAUGAGAGCGGUUGCGUCUCCACUGCAAUCAACUAGCCUCCACCAAUCGUCGGAAGCGUGGUUCGAUCAACAACAGCAACCAUGAUCUGCUACAAUCCAUUCGCAUUUGUCCCGAUGAUCGUAACUCUCACUACUGCUAUAGUCUACCUCGCCAUCUUCAUACCCGUCAUUGUCAUCCACGAAACCGUGCCGUCUGCGCCCAAGAACCCGACCGUGUAUCGAGGUCUGAACCUCACCGAAGCCUGGCUCGACUUGGCAGAAUUGACCAAUGGCUACCAUCCUUAUAACAGCCGAAGAAACGACGAAGUUCGAGACUGGCUGUUGAGAAGAAUUGCAGGAAUAUUAGAUCAUAAUAGAGUUCAAUACUCGUCUGAGUCAGAUCCAAACAGUCAACUCAAGGAGGGCUCUACAGUGGAUCAGCAAGCUCAAGAGCCCACAUAUCCGGAUCAUGUUGAAUCGGUUACCCUGGAUCACGAUGAGCUCCGCGCACGAUCUUCCUCGCCCACCGCGGUCAUUUUCAACGACCUCGUUGCCAAUUACACCGCGACUGCGCUCACGAAGCCGGGAGAGACAAGGAGAAGACUGGGGAUCAGCACAUACUUUGAAGGAAACAACAUCAUCGUAUACAUUAGGGGUGCUGAAGAUGAAGAGGGGGAGUGGUGGAAAUCCACUAAACCUUCUACGAAGACGAAACAUGGCAAAGGUGGUGUGAUGGUCAAUGCACAUUUUGACAGUGUUUCCAGCGGAUACGGAGCGACGGACAACGGAGUUGGAGUCAUUACGGUAUUGCAGCUGGUGAAAUAUUUUACCACGGAAGGCAACACUCCCAAGAGAGGCGUCGUGGCAUUGUUCAACAACGGCGAAGAAGAUGGCCUCUACGGUGCCAAGGCAUUCCUCUCUCAUCCAAUGGCAUCCUUCGUCCAUACUUUCAUGAAUCUGGAGGGAGCUGGUGGCGGCGGCAGAUCUACUAUGUUUCGAGCCACUGAUACUGAAGUGGCUCGUGCUUAUGGAAAAGCUCGCCAUCCUUUUGGCACAGUCGUCGCCAAUGAUGGAUUUUCGCUUGGAGUUGUACGAAGCGAGACUGACUACAUUGUCUUCCGCGCGGAGGGUUACCGUGGAGUCGAUGUGGCAUUUUGGGAGCCUCGAUCUGUUUAUCACACUGACGAAGACGAUAUGAAGCACACCUCGAUAGACUCUGUAUGGCAUAUGCUGUCUGCUUCCGUCGAGACGAUGAAAUACCUGACCUCUCGCACCAACGAAUUUAUUGGGCCACGUGGAGACAAGGAUGAAAAGAAAGUAGAAAAUGGUCGCGGGACGCCUGGCGUCUGGUUCGAUCUCUUUGGCCAAGUCCUAGCCGUCUUCCGCCUUCGUUCACUUUUUGCAUGGUCUCUGGCUAUCCUCAUCUCAUCGCCAUUAAUCUUGAUACUGAUUACAUUUCUCCUCGUUCGACAAGACAAGUACUACUUGUUCGCCGGAGAGAUCGAGAAAGAAGGCCUCGAUGACCAUGUGGUCUCUCUUCAGGGCUGGCGAGGAUUUUCUCGCUUCCCAAUCACCCUGAUCGUUUCUGGUGCAAUCACAACUGGUGCCGCAUUCUUGCUCAGAAAGAUCAAUCCAUUGAUCAUCUACUCCUCGCAAUAUUCGGUUUGGGCCAUGUCGAUGAGUUUAUUUUUCUGUCUCUUCUGGUUCUUGAUGGCCGGAAGCAACUUCGUUAGGCCGUCAGCACUCCACAGAACUUAUGCUUUCAUAUGGAUGUUCUCCAUUGGAUGGAUACUCCUGGUUGCAGCCACAGUCUUUGAGGAUCGCCUCAAGAUUGGCAGUAGCUACAUGUUCGUGAUCUACGAGUCGGCAGUCUUCCUAGCAACACUCAUUGCCUUGUGUGAGCUUUUCGCCCUUCCAACAAAGUCUUCUGUGGUCGAAUCUUCUCGUGAGGAGCAGGAAAACCAAGCCGGAAUCGCUGCUGUGCCUCGUUCAGAUGCUCUUGUCUAUGACAGAAACAGUCCGAACGGGCACGAUGAAAGCGGUGCCGCUGAAGCCACUGAGACGACCCCACUCUUUGGAGGCAACAAUCACCGCUCUGCCAUCGGAGCUACAUUCUCAAGAGGCUACCAUAGAUCAACUACUGCAAACUUAGACGGAGCUGAAGACAAUUCUCAUGGAAAACAUCACGCCUUUGGGAAUGAGCAAACAUGGUCCGAAAAACUGCCCGCCUGGACCUGGCUGCUACAAUUCUUACUUAUUGGGCCCUUCACUCUCAUUAUCCUCGGACAAGUUGGUCUUUUUCUUGUUGCUGGAUUGGCACAAACAGGGACUGACGGCAGUCCGUUACUUCUACCUUAUUUGGCGGUUACGCUCUUCUCCAUUUUACUCGUACUGCCGAUCACUCCUUUCGUACAUCGAGUUACACACCAAAUUCCAACCUUCCUCUUCCUCGUAUUCGUUGGCACUCUUAUCUACAACCUCUCCGCCUUCCCCUUUUCGGCUAACGCCCGUUAUAAGGCGUAUUUCCAACAAACCGUCGAUCUCGAGAGCGGAAUCAACCGUGUGUAUCUCAUUGGACUUGAAGAAUACAUCCGCGACAUAAUUUCCUUCGUUCCAUCAGCAUCUGGUCAGACUAUUUCAUGUGACAAAAAGCCAACGAUCCGGGAUGGAGUUGUCUUCUGCUCCUAUGAGGGUCUAGCCCCAAAAGUGGUGGGUAAUGUGAAGGACGGUGUACCUCCAGAGAAGGCAUUCCACGACUGGCUGACCUACAAUGUCACACGAUUGGAGGGUCAAAAUAAGGCCACUUUCCACAUCUCAGGCCUUGAGACUAAAGCUUGCAUUAUGCGAUUUGACGAACCGUUCUCGGCAUUUAGCGUUGAAGGCGCAGCACCGAGUGAUGGCAAAUGGCCGGAUGUCCCUGAGACUGGCAGUGACCAAAUCAAGCUUUGGCACCGGGACUGGAACCGAGAAUGGGUUGUAGAUGUCGAAUGGCCCGUCAGUGAGGGCAAGAAGCCAGGAGAGGAAGGAAGAAAUGGAAGAGUUGUAUGCUUGUGGAGCGAUAAUAAUUACCCUGGCGUAAUUCCCGCAUUAGAUGAGGUCAAGAGAUAUGCUCCAAAGUGGACGAGUGUUGUUAAGUCCAUGGAUGGCUUGGUUGAAGGCAGCAAGCCUUUCGUUGUUUGAACUUUUGGGUUGGAAUCGAGGCUGGGGUUACGGUUUAUGAGAUUGACGGUCAAUACUAAUAACAUUGUACAUAUGAGCUUGUAAAUUGCUCGCGAUUUGACUGCUUCAUUUGUUCUUGCGAUAUUUCCGAGGUCUCAUAGUUUUGUCGCCGUCAACCCCUAAGCAGAAGUUCCGCAUCUGUCCCUACUUUCAAUCUUCUGCCUCUUCCGAUAUUUACUAUCUUGGCUUUU